GGCAGGUAGUGGAGUUGGAACUGCAGAAACUUCCAGACCCAUCCUGUGUAUUAGGGAGACCACCCUCUGAUCUCCCACCGUCUGUCAUCAGUCCAUCAUGGGGCAGACCAUCAGAAAACACUCUCCUAGGUCCUUCCAGAACGUCUCCUACUUCAAGCGUGACACCCCCGGCCGCCCCCCCUACUAUCAAGACACAUCCCCUCGACCAGGCAUCUUCUCAACGCUGAGGAGGACCCCCGCCGCCAAGCCGAACGACUUCAUACCACUCUUCAACGACUGCAUCUCAGCCGCCUCAUCUAGAACCCAGGAGUACCUUCUCUUCCAGGACCCAGAGAACAAGUUCCAUCCCAGACCUGAGGUUCUCACUGAGGUUUUCCUGAUGACCUACAUCACCCAGAGCGUCAACCUUAACAUGACGGACACCUUCAACUGCACAGCCAUGACGCCCGAGCAACGCAUCCUCCUGGGGGCUGACUGGGUGUGGGCCCUGCUAGAGAAGCCCACCAAGAACCCACGGAUCCAGAUUGCCGUGCAGGUCCUGCACCUGCCCGAGAGUGAGGGCGCCAAGGAGGAUAUCAUCAAGCCUGAGGCCUGCAGCGAGUCAGUCCAGAUGGCUCAGAUGGCGUCCAGCAAUAGGAACAUGUGUGAGAGGAUAAUAGAUUUCUGCACCUCCAUCGGCAAGGACUGCUACGCCCUGUUCUUGUUCUUCGGGAAGAAAAAUGACACGGGAAAUAUCUACGGUGUACUCAGCAACAACUUCGAGGCGGCCAUCGGGAAGUGCAACAAGAUUGACAGAGCUUUAAUUGAGAACUUCUUCAAAGGCUCGAGGUAUCUCCAUACACCUACAGGAAUGAUGCAGGCCAUAGUCACCAAGAAAGAAGGGGACGCUCUCACUCUCAUGAUUAAAUUCAGCUGAACCAAAGGGACUAAUAUUUAACGGCAAAUACAAUGAGGAGGCAGUUGAUUCAUUUCUUGACAAACAGCCUCCGACCUGCCAGGAUGCUAAAUUUGAUAAAGUAGGAAUUAUUUAAAAGAAUAUCCUGGCCAUUUUUUCCCCAGUUUUUUGCCAUCAUUAAGGCCAAUUGUGUACA
Molecule: messenger RNA, 1091 nt
Organism: Scomber scombrus (Atlantic mackerel)
Lineage: Eukaryota; Metazoa; Chordata; Actinopteri; Scombriformes; Scombridae
Gene: rep15
Product: RAB15 effector protein
Exons: 3
Coding region: 98-916 (272 amino acids)
Biological process (GO): receptor recycling
Source: RefSeq, a predicted model, not a curated record